Molecule: messenger RNA, 3627 nt
Organism: Synchiropus splendidus (mandarinfish)
Lineage: Eukaryota; Metazoa; Chordata; Actinopteri; Syngnathiformes; Callionymidae
Gene: osgin2
Product: oxidative stress induced growth inhibitor family member 2
Exons: 6
Coding region: 301-1917 (538 amino acids)
Source: RefSeq, a predicted model, not a curated record
UCUGAUCCACAGUCCGCCACAAACACGCAGUCCAUGGAGCAGCAAAGCCUCAGGCGACCGUAGACGCUGACCAGACGUGGACGUCGACACGCGGCGGGUUGACUCAGGUAAGAGCGUGUGUGUCAUGUUGUUGGCUCGUCUGGCUCUUUAUCUCGCAGACAAUUGCUGAGGUCCUCCCACCGGCGUGAGUCUAUUUAAACGCGUACAAAGGGUUUGGUGGGCAGUGAGAGGGAGCAGGGCGCCACGCAGAUAGAAAGACAGACUCCACAGCGCGUGCCAGCUCUGGCCAAGGCUGCUGCCAUGCCUCUUCUGGAAAAGACACCCCAAGAGCAGCCUCCAACGUUCCCCGUGGUCAUCAUAGGCAAUGGGCCAUCAGGGAUCUGCCUGUCCUACCUGCUGAGUGGGCAUAAACCUUACUUGGAUCCCACAACUGUUCACCCAAACCCAAUUCUCUACAGGAAACUGGAGGAGACCAAGCAUCUGUCCAUCACUGAGCAGGAUCUUGAGUACCUGAGCGAAGGGUUGGAGGGGAGGUCAGGAAACCCAGUCGCUGUUCUGUUCGACACACUGCUGCACCCAAAUGCAGACUUCGGCUAUGAGUUCCCAUCUGUCCUUCAGUGGAGGAGGGACAAGCAGCAACGCAUUCCUCAUCUGGUCCUGGGAAAGGGGACCCCUGGUGGUGCAUGGCAUGCGAUGGAAGGCUCCAUGUUGACCAUCAGUCUUGGCGUCUGGAUGGAGCUCCCUGGGGUCAACUACAGGGACUUGGCUAAUGGGAAAAGAAGGGAUGUGACCAGCGACAGAGCGACGCCCGAAGAGAUCUCAUCCUACUACCAAAACUAUGUGAAGCUGAAGGGCCUCCAGAAAAACUUUGUGGACAACACCUACGUGACCUCCGUCCAGAAGCUCUGCCGAGCACCCAAAGUGGAGGGUCUGGAUCGCGGGCUGGCCAGCGCAGCCGAGGACGAUGGUGAGCAAGGUUCCAGAGAAGAAGACUGUGUGAGGAACGGUGGUGACUGCGCAGUGUGGGAAGUGAGGGGCUACCAGCAGCUGCAGAACGACUCCCACAUACCAUUCUCUCUGUUCUCGGAGAACGUGGUUCUGGCCACGGGUGCGUCUGAUUCUCCAGUGCGUCUGAACGUGGAAGGCGAGGACCUCCCAUUCGUGUUUCACACCAUCUCGGAGCUAGGUCUGGCCGUGACCCAGCGGAAGCUGGACGCAAACUCUGAUCCGGUCUUGGUUGUAGGAGCCGGUCUGAGUGCUGCUGAUGCAGUUUUGUGUGCCUGCGAGAGCAACGUCAGGGUCCUGCACGUGUUUCGUAAAACUGUGGACGACAGUGACUUGAUCUUCAAGCAGCUCCCUAAGACCCUCUACCCAGAAUACCACAAGGUCUACAGCAUGAUGUGUUCUCAGACCUACGUGAACUCGCCGUCGCAGCAACGGCCCCCGCUGACCAGCGUCGCCUCUUCAGUCUGUGCCAAGAUAUGCCAGAAGCCGCAGCUAGUCCGAGGUGGUGGCCUGUUCCCAGACUACACCAGUUUCCCAGAACACUGCGUGGUCUCAUUCCAGUCUGAUAAGAAGUGUCUGCUGCAAGGGAACAACUCUCUCAAGGCGUUUAAGAUCUCCAUGGCUCUGGUGCUUAUCGGGACCAACCCAAACUUGUUUUUCCUGAAAGGUCAAGGUCAGUAUCUCGGCCUCGACCCGGAAAAACCCAUCUCCUGUAAGCAGAACCCCAUCGACAUCAACCCCUUCACGUUUGAGUGCACAAAAGAGCCGGGACUGUUCGCCAUGGGACCUCUGGUGGGAGACAACUUUGUUCGCUUUUUGAAAGGGGGCGCUUUGGGGAUCACUUCCUGUCUCCUGAAGAGACUCAAGAAGAAGGAGACGCUCAUCAGCAGCGGCGGAAACAACUUCAUAUGACUCACUUGUUCAGACGUUUUUACCGUCUAAAUAAUUUGGGGUGCAUGGUGUUUUACAGCAUAGAGCCUUUAAACAGACUUCAGGAGUGUGUGCCAUUGCAAAUUUGUGACGUCACAAACCCGGUUUUCUCCAACGUUCCCACCACUUAAGCUCAGGCUGCUCCAAAAAUGCAAACGCAUUUGCUUAAGAUAGGAGUCUCUGCUGAUCUCUCAUCCGUUUUUUUAAACUGAAUGGGCUCAAUAUGUAAAACAAUGUUCAUGCCAUUUAAAGGCAGCCGAAGUGUCACCCAACAAUCAAUCUGUUUGACUGUUGCAGUUAUUUCUUCCCUUGAAAACAGAGUUGCUCCUAUGCAAAUGUUUUUUUUUUAUAGUUUGAAUGUAUUCAUCGUUGCCUGACCUUGAAGACUGUGAAUCACAACCAACACAUGAGGACAUCAUGAUGACCCUGACAUUUUUUAAAGUUGCCUCAGCGAUGUCAAAAAAGGGAGCUAGCGAUUCAAUCCUGGCGUAGCUUGAGGUUAAAAUAGCUUGUCACUAAUUGACAAUACUCCCAAGAGGAACAUUCAAUACAACAACAGCUAGCCUCCGUGGUCUUGUUUGAAGUAGUUGCCAGGAUAUCACCCCUUAGUGACGUCACUGUCGUCGUCCCAAAACAUGUCUUGGCUUUGCACGUGUCUUGGAGAGUAGCUGUAUGAUAGAUAAAUUGAUCAUAAUCCAGCAGUGUCAGCACCAAAAUAAGAUCUAUUUUGUUGCCUCAGACUGAAGAGUCCAAGUUCUGGCUGCUGUGUAAUGAUUAUUUUCAUUGUAUCUCAGUACAUUGUUUUCAGUAGGACAACACAGAGAUGAUAUUUGGUAACAAAAUGUGUAAAAAUGAAGAUCUCAUGCCGCAUUUAAUAAGUUAGUGUGAAUUAAGAGUGAUGAGAGGUUUUUGUUUUGUUAAGCAGCAUAUAACUUGAAGGUGCCUUGAAGAGGAAGUUGAAUUAUGAGUUGAAAAAAGUUUGGUCAACAUUCAUUUAAAGAAUGUGUGGAUAUAUUAUGUUAUACCAAAAGCCGCCUGAAUGCUAAUUUGAUGAGCCAUUUCUCUCAGAUUAAAAAAAAAAAAAAGGUAGCAAUGUUCUUAACGUUUUAUUAAAGUUAAAGUAGCCGACAUUUUGGGUUUUUUAAACCUCAAGUUCACAAAGGAUUCAUGUGGCGGAUGUUUGAAACGUGCCAUAUUUAUGCUCGACUAAAAAUACACACAGGUUUUCUGUGUCUUUCAUAUGACAAUAUAUUAAAGUCUAUUUUAGUUCAUGAUCUGGGUUUUUGAUAGUCACCUUUUCACGAUAGGCUGGGUGUGAAACUUUCAAGUUCAAUACGAAGCUGGGUGAGUGAUCGUGUGAUCUCUGGUGGGAUAGGGAAUUUAUAAUGAUGCGUCUUGUCUUCAAUCAAUUCAACUAUUUUGAAUUAAUGGCAGGCCUGGGAUUUAAAACAGUAGAGAAGAAACACAAGCGUACAUUCACCACAAAAGAAGUCAACCUCCAAACUCUGCGGUUAAUGUUUCGGCACUCUAUUUAUUUAUUUAUUUCAGAUAACAGCCAAAGUGCCUGAGAGAUUGCUUCAACUUGACACUCUUAUUUACAGGACAUGUUUGAAACAUGGAUGAGCUCCAACCCUCUUGUGCAUGAGGGGUGCAUGUUUUUUUUUUGUUGUUGUUGACCAAAUAAAACUUUCA